GGAGGGGAGGCGGCAAGUGAACAAACCAGAGUUCAAAAAUUUCCCAAAAAAAAAUAAAAAAUAAAAAUCCGUCUCUUCCGCCUCCGACGAUUCGCUGCUCGCCGGCCUCCGCCGCGGGCGCCGCGAAGCCUUCCGGUGAACUCCGGCGACGGGCGGGUGUGGGGAUUCGCGGCCUUGAGGGUUCGUGCUCGCCUCCGACUCCUCGCUCGCUCUCUCUCUCUCUCCGCGGUUGCGGAGGUCGGGGGUCUUGCCGGCGGUGGGUGGGCUAGGGUUUCGCCGCCUCGGGUUCUCCGGGGUCCAGGAGAUCUAGGGUUGUGAGAUCAGGAGUAGGAUUACAAAAUUGCACACCAGAUAGUUUUGCUGCUGAAUAUCAGAAAACCAUGAAACCUCUUCAGCAGCGCUGUAAACCAACUGAUACAGGAACGGCGGCAAAACUUGGUGGCAGUACGAUGCAAAGCCUGAAACCUGGAAAAUAUAUCAACAAAUCAUCAGGCAAUGCUAGCACAAAAUACAGAAGAGCUGGUGCCUCAUCACCUCAAUUGUAUACUGAAAAACAAAGUGCACCAAAGGAUGGUAGCUUUAUGGAAGCACUGUUCCAUGAUUCUAAGAAUGUGUCUGCUCGACCACCCUGCCAUUCUGGAAAGAUCGCACUUCAACUGUUCCCAAUAGAUGAGGAGUUUCAGAAGUCCCUGCAGCAGAAAAACCACAAUCCUUACCUGGAAUUGACUGUGGCUCCUCGAAAGAAAAUAUCCUCAGUUCUGCAGCAUCUCAACACAAAAUGGGGCAAUUCUCAGUGUGCAAGAGGUGAACUCAUGCUCUUCCCUGACGGUACUAGGCUUGAUAACAUAAAUGGCAGUGAGAGAUGGACUCGUAGUGAUUCUUGCACAGCAGCUGAUGUGCAUGUUGCUGUUGGCAGCCCUUCGACAUUUCGCUUAAGAUAUGGUUGGUUUCCACCCAAUUUUGGGGAACAAAACAGUGGAGUAUCUUUAGGAUUAGUGCACUCUGCAGGCAAUAUAAUCGACAACGAGCCUUUAGAUCCUGUUGUCAGGGAACAGAAACAGAUGACUGCUUUGAGUGAAUUCCCGAGUAACUUUGCUGCACCGUCCACUGAGGCCAACACAGUAAAGACUAUGAAACAGGAUAAUCAAAGCAAAGAGACACCACUUUCAUGGAUUGACUGCAUAUCUAAUAUAAGUUUUGGAGCACUAUUAGCUGAAGCUGCGCCUUCUCAAGACAGCAAGCAGUUACUUCCACAAAACAACUCAAGUCUCCAACAGAUACCUCUUACCGCUGAUUCAUUUGAUGCUGCUAUUGCUUCCCUGAUUGCUCGGCAACAAGCAAGUAGCCAGCCGAAGGUGUCAACUCCAUCCCUUUGGGAUGCAGAAGAAACGUGCCAUGCAUUUCCUUCCCAGAAUCGAAUUUCACGCAGGACACCUGGUACAACUCCUAGCAGUUGUGGUGCUAGUACCUUGUCUGUCCUAGGCACAAUUCUGGAAUCUGGUACAGACGGUGAGAAGCAAUGUUCUACUGAAGAUAGAAGAGAGGAACCGAACCCUCAGGCAUCACUCUUGGCCAAUGAUGACAAUAAUGUGAAGCCAGACAUCCCAGUGUCUGAAUCUACUGGGGAGCCAAGACUGGGAGCAUCUUGUUUUCAGUCUGAAUCGACUGGGGAGCCAGAAGUCGGAGCAUCUUGUUCAAGACUUUUGAGUGGCACCGACAGUUUAAGUGUGAGCGAUUUACUUGCAAACAGCUUGGAUGCAUUCCAGAAAUUCUCUGUUUUCUGAAGCGUAGCUUUUAUAUGGAAGAACUGAAAUUGCACAUCUUGUAAAGAUCAGGAACUAGGGUGAAACGUCGUAUGUGUUUCCCAGUUCAUUAGGAGAUCUUUUUUUUUUUGAGGGGGCUUGCUGAUCUGAAGCCUCUUGUGUAGUAUUUUUCCUUAAAUAUUUAGCGAAAAGCACCACCUUUGUCAUGUAAACCUCUGCUAAUUGCUACUAACAAUAGCCAUAUUCAUCUAAAAUAAUCAAUGAUAAUAUUGAUUGUUACUGUGUUUGCAA
Oryza sativa Japonica Group (Japanese rice) is the source of this 2054-nucleotide messenger RNA. Its product is annotated as TSL-kinase interacting protein 1. Gene Ontology annotation, cellular component: nucleus. Lineage: Eukaryota; Viridiplantae; Streptophyta; Magnoliopsida; Poales; Poaceae. Gene Ontology annotation, biological process: pattern specification process. The record is from RefSeq and is a predicted model, not a curated record. Gene Ontology annotation, molecular function: chromatin binding.